UGGUUCUUCUUGGAGCUGGUAUGUAUGUAUUUAUUAAAUGUAUCUAAAAUGCGACUGUGUGUGCUGGUACUACUCGCGUGUCCGGUGCUCUGUGAUAAUGUGACCGAACAAUGUCCAAAUGUGAAGACAUCUUUGGGCAGUAUAAGGAAGAAACGGUAUUUAGUUUUUCCAGAUGGGAGUAGUUUUGUGAUGACAAUUUCCCUGGUGAAAGCGUUCAUGACGCACGUUCCAGCAGGUUGGAACAUAGCUUUGGAAAUCGACGUGCUUUUUCCUCUACCCGAUGAGAAGUUUUCCAAUGAACAUAGGAGGCGGAAGCACCAUCGACAAAAGAAAGAUAUCUGGGAACGUCUAGAAAAUGCAUUAUAUUAUCAUAACUUCAACGGCCGCGCGUGUGUACUUCGUUGCAUUUGUGAAAGCAAGACUCAUCUGGCCCCUCCUGGUGCAUCGCUGGUCCAUGAUUUACUGAGAGCUAUUUUUACGGCCCCACUAAAAGAGGAAUAUUCAAACGAGAUCAGUGAUACGUACAAUGAGAUAUUGGAUCCCAACUUUUGUGAUCAUGUUCACGACUGUCCCUUUUCCAUACUACAUUUUAUAUUAACUCUGAAUAAACGUAAAUAUUAGGAUAUAUUCGUGUCAUAAUGUCUUUGUUAACUUUAUUUAUAUGAAGGAGAAAAUAAAAACACAUGAAUUUAUAUAUUUUUGUAACACUGCGUUGCAGAAAGCGGUAACACUCCGUUCAGUAUCACGUAAGCACUAUAGAGGGGAGAGGGGGGUUCUUUGAUUUACUUAUUUGGUGAUUACGUCAGUAGUAAUUAUUACGCACUACUUACACAUUGUCUUUGUUUGAAGACCAAAUGCAUUUUCAAGGAUUCCUACAAAAAAUAUAAAUACGUUUAUGUACUAUUAUUUUUGAGUGCUUUGGAUUACUUUUGCUGACAAGAGGACGGUGGGUACGUAAUAUUUGAUAAGAAGAGCAACUGGCGACCUUAUUGUUUUCGAGAAAUCUAUUCCAGGUAACCACUGAUAGAAUUGAUUUUAGAUAAGUAAAGCGAGAAGUGCAGAAAUACAUAAGACAUAUAGUUAUUUAGACAAAACUAAUGGAACAAAAACAAAUAACACUUCUGCAAUUUAGAAUAACAAUAUAAAAUUCAAACAAUUAUUUAUAUCGAUUUUACAUAUACAUAGUAUAUAUGUACAAUUAUACGCAACUUAGAGUAGAAAUUCGAGCUAAACUAAGUACAAAAAUAAAAGAUAAAAACGUUGAUUCCUUAGAUAUCACACAGAUCCAUAAAUGCUGGAUGCUUUUCUUUGCAGCAAUGCGAUUGCUUAUACGCUGAACAAGAUUUACCUUGUAUUUAUACCAGCUCUGGUGUGAUCGGUACUGUCUACGAACAUAAAUAUUUUAUUAUAGGCUGCGCACUGCACUGGUACAAAUAACAAAAGUUUAUUAAUAUUUAACAUUUUAGUCA
Molecule: messenger RNA, 1469 nt
Organism: Pieris rapae (cabbage white)
Lineage: Eukaryota; Metazoa; Arthropoda; Insecta; Lepidoptera; Pieridae
Exons: 4
Coding region: 25-621 (198 amino acids)
Source: RefSeq, a predicted model, not a curated record